AUGCUUCACUCUAGGAGUCUAUCAACGGCCCCAAUCAGCACCCUCGAUGGAAAAUUGACCGAUGCCGAUGCGGCCCUGCGCUUCGAGGAUCACAGCCUAUACUCCGAAAGCCUCCCGUACUGGCUCGUCAAUUUACCUCGGUCGCAAUGGACGGCCGAAUGUCCCAGUUUUCUACGUGACCAAACGCCAAAGAAUAUCAGAUGCCUCUCGACCCCUGACCACCUUUAUACCCGACAGAACUGGGAGCAGGUGAAGGAGAUCACCAGCACCAACCGGAUCGAUCGAUUCCAGCGUGUCCCAAGCGAGUUGCGCAAGUAUCUGGAAUACAUGGCGCACAUCAAGGCGGAGUAUGCAUCCGUCAUGAGGUUUGUGGUGAAAGAAAGGCUGGGCUGGGGGGAUGGUAACGUGGAAGACAUCAAGCCAAGAGGUAGUGCUUUCGAAUACGAGGAGGACAUCCGAAUCAUAUACAACGACUGGCCAUAUGGUGUGGAUAAGGACAUCAUUCAUCUAGUAGUGUGGACCAAGUUCCAACUGGAGGAUGAUCCAACCACAGAUGACCUAACGCCAAGCGCACGAGCGGCCAUAGAGAGCUAUGUGGAGGAGACGUUUUGCUCUCGGGUACCACACGAACAGGUGGUCUGGUUCAAGAAUUGGAAGUCGCUCAAGUCAGUCCCUGGAAUAGAACACUUCCACGUCAUGCUUCAUCGUCCCGAUAUGGAAUUUGUUAGGGAGAUCACCUGCGGAGAUGUACCGUUAAUUGACCGGCUGUGA
This is a messenger RNA of Penicillium concentricum, 771 nucleotides long. RefSeq names its product GIG1 family protein. Bases 1 to 771 code for a protein of 256 amino acids. Gene Ontology annotation, cellular component: cytoplasm. The transcript is spliced from 4 exons. NCBI's taxonomy places the organism in Eukaryota, Fungi, Ascomycota, Eurotiomycetes, Eurotiales, Aspergillaceae. The record is from RefSeq and is a predicted model, not a curated record. Gene Ontology annotation, biological process: N-acetylglucosamine metabolic process.